GUCUAAUGGGACACGGGUACACGGUGGGGAAUGGCGUCAAGAGGUGGGGAGGAAGGGAAUGUGCGCAGGGCGGCCAUGUUGGUGUUUGUUUUGGUGCGGGCGGCGGGACGGGCGCCCGUUGACCGCAGGACCCAGCGGUGGGGGCAUGGCAGGCAGGGCGGUGCAGAGUGAGAGAAUUAUAAUGCGGAGCAACUCUAACAUUGGCUUCCGUGACGACUCUUCCAGCCCUGUCAUCUACCCCUCAACCAAGAUACCCUGGUAUGUGUGGUUGCUGCUGGUCACCAAGUUCUUCCGAUGCAUCGGUGUGUUUGUGGCAUUUGAUGCAGUGCGCUCCAUCCACGUGGUGUACUUCCUUCUGUUAGUGACGUUGAUGUGCUGAACAAGCUGCAAAGGACGUUUCUCGUUAUUGUGAAAGACUCGCUAGGGUUACUGAGCCAAGUCAUUGUGCUGGUGAUAAACUCACAGCAAAACAGUUGAAAAAGCUACCUUAUUUAUGAUUGUGUUGUGUUGAAGAAACUUGGAAGAACUCUUAGAAACUUGUACUACUUACUCCUCUUACCCUGAAAUGGCAGCACGUGAAGGAACCCGUAGGAGGAGGAUCUCUGUCCUACACAUGCUAGGAACAUGGGAAGAGAAGAUCGAGGGCUGUAACUGUCCCAAGUGUAAAGAGUGUCCUGGAAAAGGUAAAACUGAUCCCCCUGCAAAAAGUCCAACGAAGUCUCUUAAAGGGCCUAAGUCUGCUGUGAAAAAAGUCAGUCCAAAGUCAAAAAUUACAGAUAGUAAAGUGCCACAAGAAGAAAGCAGUGCAAAGAACAGAGUGAAGGAUGCGGCAUCAGACAGUGAAGUGUGUGACUCUGAAUUAACAUCAGAAAGUGCUAGUGGUAGGAAGUUAAACACAGUUAACAACACCAAAGGUUCAGAAGCCAUGCAGCAGGCACCUAGUGAUUCUGGUGUUGAUAAUGUCCGGAAGAUAAUGUCUCGUGGUGUUGAGGAGUCUGAAGUCCAGGACUUGAAGACCAUUGGGAAACAAUCGCAGAAGAGGCAGGGCCUGUCUCCUAAAGACAAUUUUCCAAUACAAAUUAGAUCAAAGCUGAAAGCUGAGGAUAGCACCAGCAAAUUAGUGGUUAAUCCUCAGAAAAGUAGCACUGAAGAAGAGGAGGAAGAUCCUGAUGACCAAAGUACAAACCCUAAACAGAGGAGAAUCUCAACAGGUGAAUCAGAGCUGGUCGACACCAUCAUGAUCAAGGAGGAGCCUGAGGAAUACCUGUCUGACCUUGAUGACUCGGACAAGCCACAAAGAGGAAGGUAUUCUGACAAAAAGGGAGAGACAAGAUCCAAGAGAGCCAGAAUGGUGACAUCAGAAAUGGAGAAUAUAUAUGCUAAACCCCGUAUGAUCUUCACUGGGAAAGGAGUGGUUAGGAAGUUUGAACCAGGAGUUGACAGGACACCAAAAUCAAAGAGAGGAAGAAAGCCUGGCAAGGCCCUCUUACCUGUCAACAUAAAGCAGGAACCCAAAGAGCCAGAGGUGGUAAAGCAGGAGUUGGAGGGCACUGAUGUUGAUGAACUGCAGAAGGCACUCUCAGAAGCUGCAGAAAAUAUCAGUGGCAUGGGAGAAGAACUGCUGGAUGUGUUUCAUGAACUGGGAGAAGGCACAAGGAAGAUAAAGCAGAGGAAGAAACCCCCUGCCCCCUUUUUUAAAAGACUGGAAGGUAAUGGGGACAAAUAUGUGGAGUGCAACAUCUGCUUUAAAGUCCUCAAGGAGUCCUCCAUGAAGCAGCACUACAGGACACACACUGGGGAGAAGCCACACAUGUGUGAGAUCUGCCACUCCAGGUUCACACGCAAAGGCGAUGUUGGGAGGCAUAAGAGGCUGGUACACAAGAACCAGAAGCCGUACAAGUGUCAGAAGUGUGGCAAGGAGUUUGCAGACCACAAGAACCUGAAGGCUCACUUACAAAAUCAUGACAAAGCCAUCUACUAUGGCUGUACUACCUGUGGCUUUAAAUUUGGCAAGAAGGAAUACUAUGAGAACCACAUCCGGUACAUACACCCACUGCCUGGUGGAGCUGUGCCAGCAUUUUCUUCAGAUGAUGAGGAUCUUGCUACCAAGCAGCUGAGACAAAUAGAGAUGGAAGAGCGGAAGAAGCUUAUGCAGAAAAGCAGAAUACUAGAACUGGACGAAUUGGAGGAGGAAGAGGAGGAGGAGGAGGAGGAAGACGAUGAAGAUGAUGAUGAUGAAGAAGACUUGGAUGAUGACGAUAAGGCUAUUGAAAUCACAGUCACAGAUAUGGAUGAGCAGAAUUUGUUCACCAAGUCCGAGCUGUUGGCAAAGAAGGAAGACAGUAUGGAUGGGGCAAUCACAAACAUCCACGAGGAAGAAGAUGAUGAAGAAGAGGAGGAGGAGGAGGAGGAGGAGGAAGAGGAAGAAGAGGAAGAGGAAGAGGAAAGCAAUACUGUUAUCUCAGCCCCAUCAACUGUAAGGCAGAAGACUGAGGUACCUCGCAACUCAUCUCUCAUGCAGCUCAUCAAAAGCAACACCCCACAGCCAACACGAGUGGGAACCAAUAUGAAAGUGUCAAAAGGGAUGUUGAGCCUGACACAGACCAUUUCAGACAAUGACUCACAAGAUGAAGACCUGGUGAACAAGGUUAUAGCUGCAGCAGUGAGUCAGGCCACAGACACCAUUGAGAGCCUCCAAGCCAAGUCUGGUGGCAACUUAUCAGGAAAUGAAAUUGAAUUUGGGGACGAAGAGGAAACAGAGGAGGAGGAGAGGCUGGAAGGAGCGGAGGACUUGCAGGAUAUCCUUGGAGGGCCUUCCUAUGAAAUGCUCCCCAUGCCAAAUGUGCAGAAGAGCCCCCAACAACCAGCAGAGAUCCACAUUACAGCGUCGGUCAGCGGACAACAGCGCAAGUUCAUCAUUCAAGUUCCACCGGGGACAAACCUUAAUGUGCAGACUCCAGAAGGGAUGGAGAUGAUUGUGAACAUCGUGAAUCAGCUGUGUGCUGGUAAGGGGGAGUUAGAUGGACCCAUAGAGGUGGUGAUGAACAACCCAAACAACCGCCUUACGUUCGUUAACAAUAAAAGAUAGCAACCCUACCCCAACGACUCUUGCUGACAGUGUGCUACCAUCGCUUCUGUCUAUCUUAUGUUUAUGGUGUUGUGUUGUGUGGUUUAGGGUCUCGCAAGUUGAAUAUUUUGUUGCAAAAUGAAAAAUAAGCCAUAUGCAUUUUGUCAAUGCUCUUAUUUUAUUACAGCAAAAGACAAUAAUUAUUGAAAAUAUAAGUCAUUGGUUAUUAUCAUUUCAAAUGAUUAAUUAAUUGAUUUGCACAAACUUUGUAACUUAGGUCUCCAAAAUUACUGUUGGAAGUAAAAAGUCGAGAAAUUGAGGUUUAUUGUGGUUACUGUUCAUUGUUUAGGUUUCCACUCUGUUUAUAUGUUCCAGAAGGCCGUGAAGGGGGAGUGUAAAGCCAUAACAGGUACAAGAGUACUUGUUACUGAUGCUUGAAGGUGUACCUGGUUGGGCAGAGGAAGGUGUAUUUCCCUCAGGGACCCUUCCUUACCCAUAUAACUUUCUUAUUUUACUGUUUAGUGUAGCCAUAGAAUAUUAUUAAUUCACAUGAAUUUUUGAUAUGCAGCUCACUAGAGGCUUAUGCAGAAUAAUGCAUUUUCUGUUGAUGUGGUAUGUUCAUAUGUAUUGUGAAUAUUUUAGUAAUAUUCAAAUGGUUUGUAAUUAUUAUAUUGAAUAAUUUAAAGACAAGUAUAUCAUGGUUUGCAAUGUGUUUUAUAUGUUUUCAUAUAUAUGAACCAUAUCCCUUUAAACUCUAACCUUCACCUCCACUUUGUGUAUUUCACUUGACUGAAGUUUUUUUCUUCUGGUUUUACCAGUUUAUUGCAGUGUUUGGGAUAAGAAGAUUUUUAACUAAGCUUCAUAUUGAUUUGUGCUCUGGACGAACUCAUUUUGGCACACCAUAGAGCAGGAAUAUGUAAUUUACAAUGUCUUAUGCAAACUCAGAACACGUUACACAUCAUGUGAGCCAGAACCACUGUAUGCUUUUUGUCUUGCAUGAUUGAGUUGUCUUAAGUCAGAUUUGUACCAAUAUUCCUUAUUGUAUAUACUAUAUUUUUUUUCAUAUAAUAAGUAAACUUAACACAUAUAAUGAUCCCUCCAUGGGGAAGUGAGAGAUCACUAGAGAACUUGUAUAGAUCCUGUGUUGUAUUAUUUUAUAUGUCAAAUGCUAGUGUUACAGUUUGGAUUAAACUCCAUUAACUUAAA
This is a messenger RNA of Eriocheir sinensis (Chinese mitten crab), 4273 nucleotides long. RefSeq names its product zinc transporter 5-like. Gene Ontology annotation, biological process: transmembrane transport; intracellular zinc ion homeostasis; zinc ion transport. Bases 566 to 3088 code for a protein of 840 amino acids. Gene Ontology annotation, molecular function: zinc ion transmembrane transporter activity. The transcript has 4 exons. Gene Ontology annotation, cellular component: Golgi apparatus; membrane; nucleus. Lineage: Eukaryota; Metazoa; Arthropoda; Malacostraca; Decapoda; Varunidae. The record is from RefSeq and is a predicted model, not a curated record.